Molecule: messenger RNA, 4661 nt
Organism: Lagopus muta (rock ptarmigan)
Lineage: Eukaryota; Metazoa; Chordata; Aves; Galliformes; Phasianidae
Product: protein adenylyltransferase SelO-like
Exons: 19
Coding region: 23-1801 (592 amino acids)
Source: RefSeq, a predicted model, not a curated record
CUCCCUCCCGGCAGGGAGAGCCAUGCGGCCGUCCCGCUGCGCCGCGGCCGCGCCGAGCCCCGCCCGCGGGGAGGGCGGCGGUGUGGCGGGGCUGUUGCUCCCUGGAGUGCUCGCCUGCCUCGCGUGGCUCUGCGGGGCCCGGGGCCCGCCGGAGCCGUUCUGCCCCGCCGUACUGGGCCCGAACGCGUCGCGCCUGGAGCGGAGCUGCGACAGGGAGCAGCGGGCGGCUGCCGGCAUCGGCGCGUGGGGCCUGAGCUCGGGGAGCCUGCUGGAUUCUUUUCCAAUUGAUCCAAUCCAAGAAAAUUAUGUCCGUAAUGUGAGAAACUGCAUUUUUUCCGUUGUCUAUCCCACACCUUUUAAAUCCAGAGUUCUUCUUGUGGCUGUUUCAGAGGAAGUUAUUGAAGAUAUUUUGGAUCUUCAUAUAUCUGUCAAAGAAACCUCUGAUUUUCUUCAGUUUGUCAGCGGUGAGAAAGUGUUACAUGGGUCUGUUCCUUUGGCCCAUAGAUACGGAGGCCAUCAGUUUGGCAGCUGGGCAGGUCAGCUGGGGGAUGGAAGAGCCCACUUGGUUGGAGUGUACACAAACAGGCAUGGUGAAAGGUGGGAACUGCAGUUGAAGGGCUCAGGAAAGACCCCAUACUCCCGGAAUGGUGAUGGAAGAGCUGUGCUUCGCUCUUCUGUGCGGGAAUUUCUGUGUAGUGAGGCUAUGCAUUAUCUUGGAAUUCCAACAAGCAGAGCUGCUAGCUUAGUUGUAAGUGAUGACGAUGUGUGGAGAGACCAAUUUUACAAUGGAAAUAUUAAGAAAGAGAGAGGUGCAGUAGUACUCCGUCUUGCCAAAUCGUGGUUUCGUAUAGGAUCCUUAGAAAUCUUGGCUCAUUCUGGGGAACUGGAUUUACUAAGGAAGUUGCUGGACUUCAUCAUCCAGGAACAUUUUCCAUCAAUAGUCCCCAACAAUUCAGACAGGUAUCUGGAAUUUUUCUCUACAGUCGUAUCAGAGACAGCAAAUGUGAUUGCAUUGUGGAUGUCUGUGGGUUUUGCACAUGGUGUGUGCAAUACAGAUAACUUCAGUUUGUUAUCCAUAACAAUAGAUUAUGGUCCGUUUGGAUUUAUGGACUCCUAUGACCCAAAUUUUGUUCCAAACACGUCCGAUGAUGAAGGGAGGUAUAAGAUAGGAAACCAGGCAAAUGUUGGGCUGUUUAAUCUGAACAAGCUGUUACAAGCACUGAAGCCUUUAUUGGAUCCCAGGCAAAAACAGCUAGCUUCCCAGAUUUUGGAAGAGUAUGGCCAAACCUAUAAAGCCCGUUUUACAGAAUUGUUCAAGAGAAAACUGGGGCUUCUUGGGGACAGUGAGGAUGAUAACUAUUUGAUUGCUUUUCUUCUAAAACUCAUGGAAGAUACAAAGGCUGAUUUCACAAUGACAUUUCGACAGCUCAGUGAAAUUACUGCAGACCAAUUAAAGGAGCUCCGUAUUCCUGAGGAGUUCUGGGCCCUGCAGGAUCUGGGAAAACACGAGUUAUUUUCAGAGUGGGUUGCUAUGUACCUCUCACGGUUAGAUGGUAACAAGGGUGAUUCAGACAUCAAGAGAAGAAGAAGAAUGACAACUGUUAAUCCUAGAUACGUGCUUAGGAAUUGGAUGGCAGAAUCAGCAGUGCAGAAAGCUAACCUGAAUGAUUUUUCAGAGGUUCAGCUCCUGCAGCGGGUCUUACAGCGUCCCUUCCAGAGGCAGCAGGCUGCAGAGAAGGCAGGCUUUGCCCUGCGCCCACCUGCUUGGGCCAGGGGUCUUAAAGUGAGCUGCUCGUCCUGAGGGAAACUUGAACAAGGAGAACUGUCGGACUUCAGACCUUCUGAUGGGAGCGAGGAAGCCGCACUCCCUCGUGCAUUGUGGACUGGAAUCUGCUGCUCUGCUAGACAACUUCUUGACCAACUUUAUAAAGUCUAAAGAUUAAAGAAAUGGACCCUGUGUGUUUGCAUCAACAAAUUGCACCGGUGUUUGUGGCCAUCUUGGGAGUGACUUACCCAAAGUACCUUCGCCAGAGACAGGUGUGUGCUAAGCCUGCUGCUCUGCUCUCGUUCUCCGUUCCUCUCUUCUUUCUUGUAUGAGGGAGAUGAUAGGUGUGUGGAUAUAAUGACUCAGGGAAUUUUCACAGGUGGCACGUGGAAAUGGGCUUCCUUGCAAGUAUCCUGUUACGUGUAUUCUCAGGUUCAUAUACCUUUUGUACUCAGCUUCCUGCUGAUCUGACAAAUGUAUUUCCAAGCUGUUACUUAGCAGCAUACCUUGAAUUCUAACAGCAGGGCUCGUCUUUGUUUUAGUCCAGUGUCUGUCUGACAUUGCAAUUCCAGAUCAUGAAACUAAGUGUAUAAAUUAAAACAAAAUUAAUAUAUAAGCAAUCAGGUGCAGUGUAAUGCUACAAAGCUUAUAGCAAAAUUCACUUAUCUGGGGCUUUGUUACUUCUUGAUGCUAUCUCAGCUCUUCCCAGUUCCAAAAUGGAUUGUUUUAGAAGAUCCAACUGUCCUCACUGCUGCUUGCAUCUGAAAUGAAGGCUGUGCUAUGAUUAGCAAUUCAUAAAUCUGUUUCUAUACAAAUAUAAUUAGCCAGGGAAAAAUAUAUUAUUAGAAAUAUUCCACUGACUAAAAAAAAUAUACAAAUGUGUUUGCUUAUUAAGUACAGUCAACACAGUUAUUUGGGAUGUUUUUUCCUUGGCUAUAUGGUUGCUCAGCCUGAGUUAACUCCUUUUGCAAGCAGUAAGUGCUCUUCUGCAACAGCUGGGAUGAGCAUUUGAGGCAGCACUACCCCAGCUAAGAGCAGUGGGCUGGUGGGAGCUCCUGUAGGAGCCCUGCUGCAGCUGGUGGCAUUCACAGCCGGAGGGAACACUGCUGCUGAUAGCUGUUCUAAAGGAAUUUGAAAAUGAAAUGAAAGGAGUUUGAAAUUGAAAAUACCGGUGAAAUGGUAUCUUGACUGUUCUGCUUUCGUAAAAAUCACCUGACUGUUGCAGGUAAUCACACUGCCAUAGGGUACUUCGCAAGACCAUGACAAUUUGUAAGUCCUAACUAUACUGAAUCUCUUCUGCUCUUGUCUCUCUCAAAGAGAAUGCACGUUUCCCAGUUAGUAUGAGGCUGUUAAUGGUAACUCGUAAAUAAGAGUUUGGUACUUUUUCACUGAGAGGGCAGUAAGGCACUGGCACUGCUGCUCAGAGGAGCUGUGGGUGUCACAUCCCUGGAAGAGCUCCAGGUUGGAUGGGGCACUGGGCAGCAGCAUCUGCUGGGGAUCAGCCCUGCCCAUGGCAGGAGGUGAAACCAGAUGGGCUGUAAGGUCCUGUCCAGCCCAACCGUUCUGUCAUUCUCUGAUUGAGACUUGAUCAUGGCCACAUGAUCAUCUUAAGUUUCUAUUUUUUUCUCAAAGUGCAUGAAAAAGAACACUUGAAAAACACAUGAAAUUAUCUCAACGCUACCACAGAGAAGUGAGCCCACAUCUUGCUCAGAAUUUUGUACCACCUGACUUUCUAUAUCUGGGUUUUAAUUCAUGGUGGUUAAUGAUUACAGUGUAAGUGUUAAUACUGGGUUUCCUGACAUACUUCCUGAAAUUCUUACAUUGGCUUUUGCCUGAUGCUCUGGAGCUGCCUCUUGCUUCACAUUAUGUAAACAUGACAGUGAUGCAGAAGCAGAUGGGGAGGAGCAGUACUGAGUCUGGCUGAGGUGUUUGUGCUAUCCUUUCCACACCAGAGGGCUGCCAGGAGAUUCAGCCUGUGAAUCUGAUGUGAGCCUCACAUGCAGACGUUGAUCUCUGGAGUUUUGUGUAGGCUUUCAUUCUUCUUGUUUUUAAGACAGCUCAACUGGUUUUCCUUGUGAAGUGUUAAGAUGUGGGUUAUGAUUGACUGAGAAUGUGAAAUGUAUAAAAUUGAGUUUAUUGUGCUGAAGCAAAAGAAAAAGGAGGAAAUGGGGCAAGAGGCUGAGUGUUCUUGGGAGAAGAGUGAAUGCUGGGAAAGCUGUGUGAAAAUCUCAGUGCUCUGUCAACAGGGAAAGUGGCUUUUUGUGCAGCCAUGGUUUAAGUUGACACUGAGUAUAUUUUUCAUAAGAGAAAAUUCAUUUGGUUUAAAAGUGGUUGGAUAGCAGACAGCUGUUCUCCUGUCUGAAUCAAACCUCUGCACUCUCAAUAACUGGGCACAAAACCCCCAGCCCCUCUGCAUCUAGUGGUUCUGCAGAAUGUUCAUACCAGUUAGAUAUGGAAAACAAAUGAGAGAUAUGGAUCCUAUGUUGUUAUUUUAACCCUUAAUUUUAAUCCUCCUCCUUUUAGUCAGUGGGUGGGUGAGCCCUGUUUAAACUGCUCAUGUAUCCCCACAUGGUGCCCUGGCAGUCUGUACCCAAUCCACCCGUCUGUGCGGGAACACAUCCAGCUCUGUGCGUGAGACAGACUGGGAGAAACAGAAGUAGGGGACCAAAAAGGGAGAGGCAAAAACUCCCUGCAAGGAAUCAAAUCCAGGUAAUUAACUGCAACGCUGCAGUUACAAAACAGAAGCUAUUUUUAUUUAAGCGCUAAGAGUGACUGCUAUCUAAAUGAACAAUAGAGAAUUAAAGUGGAGAACAAAGGGGAAAAAAGUAGGAAGAGAUGCAUUCAUCUCAGGUAUGAGAUAAAGUCUUUCUGAAGACAGACUACUCUUAGGUACACU